Lactuca sativa (garden lettuce) is the source of this 884-nucleotide messenger RNA. Lineage: Eukaryota; Viridiplantae; Streptophyta; Magnoliopsida; Asterales; Asteraceae. The record is from RefSeq and is a predicted model, not a curated record.
UCAUUUGAUUUGGUAAUAGUAAUAAAAAAAAAUAACAAAUAGAAAAGAAUAAUGGCUUGGGCUGUGUAUCUACGCCAAUCUAUGGUAUAAAAGAAGGUUCCAUCGGAACAAUUAUUUAUUUCAGGGUACCUCUCUCUUUUUUUUUUCAAAAGGGGGAGGCAGUGUGGGGAGAAAUGACAAGAAGAUAUUGGAACAUUAAUUUAGAAGAGAUGAUGGAAGCAGGAGUUCAUUUUGGCCAUGGUACUAGGAAAUGGAAUCCUAAAAUGGCACCUUAUAUCUCUGCAAAACGUAAAGGUAUUCAUAUUACAAAUCUUACUAGAACUGCUCGUUUUUUAUCAGAAGCUUGUGAUUUGGUUUUUGAUGCAGCAAGCAGAGGAAAACAAUUCUUAAUUGUUGGCACUAAAAAUAAAGAAGCUGAUUCAGUAGCAUGGGCUGCAAUAAGGGCUCGGUGUCAUUAUGUUAAUAAAAAAUGGCUCGGUGGUAUGUUAACGAAUUGGUCCACUACAGAAACAAGACUUCAUAAGUUUAGAGACUUGAGAACCGAACAAAAAACAGGGGGGCUCGACCGUCUUCCGAAAAGAGAUGCGGCUAUGUUGAAAAGACAAUUAUCUCAUUUGCAAACAUAUCUGGGUGGGAUUAAAUAUAUGACAGGGUUACCCGAUAUUGUAAUCAUCGUUGAUCAGCACGAAGAAUAUACGGCCCUUCAAGAAUGUAUCACGUUGGGAAUUCCAACAAUUUGUUUAAUCGAUACAAAUUGUGACCCCGAUUUCGCAGAUAUUUCGAUUCCAGCCAAUGAUGACGCUAUAUCUUCAAUCCGAUUAAUUCUUAACAAAUUAGUAUUUGCAAUUUGUGAAGGCCGUUCUGGCUAUAUAAGAAAUCCGUGA